AUGCCCUCCUUCUGGCAGAAACUGACCAGUCUCGGGCAGCGGAAGCGUGACGCUGAUUCUGCUACGCCUGUGGAGGCUAAGAACGGGAAGACGACGCGUUCCUCGGCCGGCAAAACCCAUGUCGAUUCUGCUCAGCCUCGUACAAAUAAGAGACGAAAGGGAAGGGAACCGUCUGUGGAUGCGCGAGCGGGGACGAGGGAGACAGCGAUUUCGCUCGGAAGCAGUGAGGGGGAGCAGGUACAAAAGAAGAGCAAGAGCAAGAAGUCGCAUAUGCAGGCGGUUGAAGCUGAAGACGAGCAGAUGGUGGAGCAGAAAUCGAAAGCGAAGUUAGUGAAGAACGGGAGGAAGCGUGCGCCUGUGGAAGAGGAUGUCGAGAUGGUCGACGCAGCUGAAGACUCUCCUAAAGAGAUUGGCACUGCCGGUCUCCUUCAGCUGUGCGAGGACGCAGAGCUACCGAUGGACGCUGUAGGCCCGGUACUGCUGGCUUGGCAGCUAGGAGCGGCAAGGAUGGGAGUCUUUGAGACGGAUGAGUUUAUGAAUGGCUUGGGAGUGCUCAGUGCCUACGCGCUAAAUGCUCAAUCGGCGCGGAAGAAACUGCACACAUUCCUGUUCGGCUUUGCUAAAGGAGACCAGCGCGUGGUAGAGAUCGAAACUGCCCUGGCACUGCUUAACAUCACCCUCGCGCGCACGUUUCCCCUCGCAAAGGAAAUUUGCACGUAUGUGCAGGAGAAAGCGGGACAGACGGGGUACAAGAGCUUGACGAAGGACCAUUGGGCUAUGCUAUGGGACUUUUGCACGACGGUGAAAGAGGACUUGGAGGGGUAUAAGGAGGAAGAUACGAGUUUGUCAUCUGGAAGAGGGGGCGAGCGACUUAAUCCCGGCCUGUGCUAUUGCUGGUUCUUGCAAGGACUUCAUUCAGACUCGACCCUGUAUGCUAUCCAAGACUGUGUAAUACCAUGUGCAACGUGUAAACUGGUACAUUGCUGGGCGGGUAUGCUUUUGAUGAUCGAGAAUGAAAAAGAGAAACACGAACGAACGAAGGCCUCGACUUCGGCGAGCGUCAUGGAGGGGUCUUCCUCUGUCGCGUCAGGGGCCAGGAAGAGCUCCGGGAAGUCUUCCUUCGCGAAGUCGGUCGUGUCACCUUCCGCGAAUAGUGGUACGCUUCCUAAUCGAGGUUCAAUAUGCGGGGCAACGAAUGUGGACGGCCCGACGGCCUGA
Messenger RNA from Dacryopinax primogenitus, 1218 nucleotides. RefSeq lists its product as uncharacterized. The record is from RefSeq and is a predicted model, not a curated record. Gene Ontology annotation, biological process: positive regulation of ubiquitin-protein transferase activity; protein neddylation. The transcript has 8 exons. NCBI's taxonomy places the organism in Eukaryota, Fungi, Basidiomycota, Dacrymycetes, Dacrymycetales, Dacrymycetaceae. Gene Ontology annotation, cellular component: ubiquitin ligase complex. Bases 1 to 1218 code for a protein of 405 amino acids. Gene Ontology annotation, molecular function: ubiquitin-like protein binding; cullin family protein binding; ubiquitin conjugating enzyme binding.